CAUUACAAAAAAUAAUAAAAUAUUGUACUCACCUAUAGUAUAUGUAAACAACCAGUUAAUAAUGUUGGCGUUAAACACUACAGAUACGAGUAAUUUUUUCAAAGUCAAUGUUUGCAAUACCCACGCCUAAGUAUGCCUAUACUUAUCUCGUAUAACAAGGAAAAAAAUUUGGGAGUGAAAAAAAAUAAAACGCGCCGCAACAUAACCGCAACAUACAGAUAAUAGCAAUCAAAGUCUUGCAAAAGAAUGCAGAGAAAAAACAAUUCAUCAGAAGCAAUGUUUGUGUAUACAAUACGAGUGAAACGGGAUAGCUGAAGAGCAGCUCGGAUCGCAAGCAGCCCAGCAUCCAUCAAUUGGACAUCAUCGGCAUUUGUCAACGACCAACACCACCAAUCAGCAGUACUACAUUAUAAGUUAGGUAAAUGUCAAUAAAUAAAGGCUUAAGGACGAAAUUGGUCAAAGAAGAAUGGCAGAGCCAAAGCGAGUACCCCUGCAGAGUUGUCCUCCUUUGGAGCCGAGCGUUAUCACCCACAGUAAAGCAUCAGCCACUGCUGGUACCAGCAACAACCACAACAAUGCCAGCAAUAGUAACAAAAAUAAGUCUGAGGAGAAGAAAAAGAAGAAGAAGGACAAACAAAUAGCACCCUCGAUCCGUUUUAAUUUAAAUCUCUUUGAGUCAAAUGACCAAAAGUAUCCAGAGUUCAACUAUGCAGAUCUGUUGAAGAACGCCGAGAAGAAGCGCAAAAGGGAGAAGAAAAAGGAAGACAAAAGUAAUAGCACCACUAAUGGCACGAGUGCACUAACGCCUUUUGAUGACACGGAUGAAGAUGAAAAGGUCCUCGACGUUGCCAGGUACUUUGAAGAAAAAUAUGGAAACAGAAAAAAAAGUGAUUAUGUAGAUCUGGGUGCUGGCUAUGAUGAGAGCGACUCAUUCAUCGAUAACACCGACAUGUACGACGAACUUGUACCUCAGGAGGUCACGACAGUACAUGGAGGCUUCUAUGUUAAUAGUGGUCCUCUCGAAUUUAAGGACUCCGAUAAUGUUAAUGAGCUGCUCAAGAGACACAAUCUCAUCAACAACAACGAUGAAGAGGAUGAUGAUGAAAGCAGCGACGAUGAUAGUGAGGACGAGGAGAAGGUUACCAAACAUCCAGGUAAAAGGCCCUUGAGUUCGGAUAACGAAGAGAUAGACAUUACUGUUCCUGCCAAGUCAAAGCCCAGAGUUACUAAAACUGAGUGUGCGUGAUGUGAAGUGAUAUAGAUAUUUUUGGUUCAAGUGAGAGUUUGAGAAAAAAAAGUGAAGAAACGAGUUCUUUUAUGACUUAAUUUACAAGUGUAUUAACACUCUUUACUUCCAUUCUCAUUAUACAUAAAAAACAAAUCCAAUAACAUAUAGAUCGGUUAUCAACUAUAUGCAAUACAGAUUUUUUCGUUUUGAAACUAUUGUAAAUUAAACUUUUUAAUCUUUACUAAUUGUAAUUGUAAA
Molecule: messenger RNA, 1486 nt
Organism: Copidosoma floridanum
Lineage: Eukaryota; Metazoa; Arthropoda; Insecta; Hymenoptera; Encyrtidae
Gene: yem
Product: yemanuclein
Biological process (GO): chromatin organization
Cellular component (GO): nucleus
Source: RefSeq, a predicted model, not a curated record